Linum trigynum is the source of this 2425-nucleotide messenger RNA. Lineage: Eukaryota; Viridiplantae; Streptophyta; Magnoliopsida; Malpighiales; Linaceae. The record is from the annotation of a GenBank genome assembly.
CUACGCCGCCGCACGAACGCUCUCUCAUUUCUGCCGUUUUUCAGAGAAUGGUGAUCUCCUUCCUCUCCACAUUCAAGCCCAUCGCCUUCUUUCCCACCCAAAAACCCUCCCCGCCGCCGCUCUUCCGCUGCAAUCUCUCCCUCCCCACUGUCACAAUCACCGAGCCGGAACCCGUCUUCACCUCCGUCAAGACCUUCGCCCCUGCCACCGUCGCCAACCUCGGCCCCGGCUUCGAUUUCCUGGGCUGCGCCGUCGAUGGCCUGGGCGACCACGUCUCCGUCACCGUCGACCCUUCUGUCCACCCGGGAGAGAUCUCCAUCACCGAGAUUUACGGCAGCCACGCCUCCUCCAAGUUGUCCAAGAACCCGAUCUGGAACUGCGCCGGGAUCGCAGCGAUUGCCGCCAUGAAAUUACUCAACAUCCGCUCCGUCGGCCUCUCCCUCUCCCUCGAGAAGGGCCUCCCGUUAGGGAGCGGCCUCGGAUCCAGUGCAGCCAGCGCCGCCGCCGCCGCCGUGGCCGUAAACGAGCUAUUCGGCGGGAAGCUCGAUUCGAGGGAAUUGGUCCUGGCGGGGCUUGAAUCGGAAGCCAAAGUGUCCGGAUAUCACGCGGACAACAUCGCCCCGGCGAUAAUGGGAGGGUUUGUCUUGAUUCGUAGCUACGAUCCGCUGGAAUUGAUGAGGCUGGAGUUCCCGGCGGAUAAGGAAUUGCUGUUCGUUCUGGUGAGCCCCGAAUUCGAGGCGCCGACGAAGAAGAUGAGGGCGGCGCUGCCACUGGAGAUCGCGAUGCCGCACCACGUGUGGAAUUGCAGCCAGGCGGGAGCGCUGGUGGCGUCGAUUUUGGGAGGGGAUCUGGCGGGACUGGGGAAAGCUCUGUCGUCGGACAAAAUCGUGGAGCCGAAGAGGGCUCCCCUGAUUCCGGGGAUGGAAGCUGUGAAGAAGGCGGCUUUGGAGGCUGGGGCGUUUGGGUGUACGAUCAGCGGGGCAGGGCCGACGGCGGUGGCGGUGGUGGAAGGGGAAGAAAGAGGGGAAGAGGUCGGGAAGAGGAUGGUGGAGGCUUUUCGGAGAGAAGGGAAUUUGGAAUCUGUGGCUAUGGUGAAGCGGCUCGACAGAAUUGGUGCCAGGCUUGUGAGUAGCGUGCCAAGAUGAUGGCUGGUAUUGUUUUCCUUCUUUUUCUAUUUAGGGUUCAUGUGAAUUUGCAGUGAUGUAAUUGGGAGGAGAUGAUAUUGUUAGGUUGAUUGAUGAACAGUAUGAUCUGGCUCUGCAAUGGCGGCUUCUGUAUUUAGCUAUAGCUAUAGUUGUUCAUGUUCUAAGCGAUGAUGAGAUGGAAGAACCCUUUAUUCCUUAGGUUAAUAAGCAGCAAUGAAUUCCCGAGUCUGUUCUGUUGUAUUGAGAUUGAAUUACAUUUUAGAAGCAGUUGGAGACUGAGAGAUACACUGCAAGAACACAAAAGAGCAGGUGGGAGGGUGACUGGUUUUUGGGUUGGUGCAACUACUCACUGAUAUUGACCGUGUAAAACAAACACGAGGGAGGCACCAAUUCUUCCCUAUGUAUUGAACUUAUUUGUUUGACGUUGUAACCGUUGUACGUGAAACUAUUUUAAUGUAAUUGUGUGAAUUUAGAGUAUUGCGUUGUUGACUUUUUGUUUAAUUUAAAGUUGACUUUUCUAUUGUAUAGGUGAUUUUUUAUGAUAUGAUAAAGACACUCCCUUGGCCAAUUUCCUGGCUCUGCCACCGUCUAUCCCCACUCAAUCUGCCAUUUUUGGAAGGAUAGACAUGAUAGCUGGUUAAUGAUUGAUCAAGUUUGAUGGUUCGCCUUCUGAAACAAGAAUGUAUGGAUCAACGACUUCGUGAUCGUUCUCUGAACUACCGGAUUAUGGUAAAGCUUGAAGCAUAAAUUUUAUCUACUUCUGGAGAGAUCCAUGAGUCUCAUAGCAAACAACUAUUGGAGGAAGCAUCAACAAUGUCUUGAAGCCACUAAUAAGCAGAGAUGCAGAAGCUGAACUAAUCCUCAAGUUUGGCCGGACUUUAGACCAUAAAACAUUGAUCAGUACAAAGUGCAUAAGUUGAGAACUACUCAGUUCCUUUCGAGGAAGAUCUUACUGACUCUCGUCCAACUCUCUAACCAUAGGGAAGAAAGAACAUUCAAAGAAUGAGUAUACAUAUUCAUCAUCUAAGCUAUUACUAGAUAUAAAAGGAUUCCAGACUUUUUGUUUUGCUACAGUUCGUACACCAAUAAUGCACAAAUAGGAAUGAGGGGAAGAGAAGAAGGAACAAAAAGAGGAUGCUAUGGUAUUAGUAAGGCAUCAGGAUUUUGUGGUGGAAUUUUGCCCCAAAAUCUCACGUCUACUGUGCUCGUUUGGAACCUCCGAUUCUAGAUGUUGUAUUCUCAGUAUAUAUGUAUUCUGAGAAUACAACGUUUUUUUUACU